Agrilus planipennis (emerald ash borer) is the source of this 1875-nucleotide messenger RNA. RefSeq names its product probable dolichyl pyrophosphate Man9GlcNAc2 alpha-1,3-glucosyltransferase (gene gny). Gene Ontology annotation, molecular function: dolichyl pyrophosphate Man9GlcNAc2 alpha-1,3-glucosyltransferase activity. The record is from RefSeq and is a predicted model, not a curated record. Gene Ontology annotation, cellular component: endoplasmic reticulum membrane. Gene Ontology annotation, biological process: protein N-linked glycosylation. The transcript has a single exon. The coding region runs from base 202 to 1875 and encodes 557 amino acids. Lineage: Eukaryota; Metazoa; Arthropoda; Insecta; Coleoptera; Buprestidae.
UAAAUUAAUAAAAUAGCAGAAAGGUACAUUAAGAGUAACCGUUUCUAAACAUAUGUUUCCACAUAAACAAGACAAGAUGAUAAGAAAUGAACUUUGCAAUUCAUUGUUCAAUGCUUACCACCCACAACAUAUUUUAUUAAAAGCGAUUUUGUAGACUUACGAAGUUGAUGAAAAUUGCAAGAUUUUGUCUUUAAAAAAAUCAUGUGCUUUUCAAGUGAAGUAUGGCUGUGUGGUUUAGGAAUUAUGGUUUCGAUUUUACUGAGAUGCUGCACAUCAUUACACCCUUAUUCUGGUCAAAACAAUCCUCCUAUGUAUGGAGAUUAUGAAGCUCAAAGACAUUGGAUGGAGAUAACAGUCAACCUACCAACAAAACAGUGGUACUAUAACACCACAGACAAUGAUUUAAUGUAUUGGGGUUUAGAUUAUCCUCCUUUAACAGCAUACCAUAGUUAUAUUUGUGGCAUUAUAGCCAAAAUGAUAAAUGAAAAUUUUGUUACACUGCAUAAAUCGAGAGGUUUUGAAAAUGAGGACCAUAAGCUGUUUAUGCGUUUCACAGUACUUAUAGCAGAUUUGUUGGUCUUCAUUCCAUCUGUUGUUGCAUAUUUUGUAGUUACUAGAGGACUGUAUAGAAGUGAUACCAAAAUAACUGUAGGAAAAGUUAAAAUAACAAAUGUGCAACAAAGUGAAAGUACAAUACUGCCAUAUCUGUCUAUUAUCCUGACUUUAUUAUAUCCUGGACUCAUACUAAUUGACCAUGGACAUUUUCAGUACAAUUGUGUAUCUCUAGGAUUUUUAGUGUUUGCUGUAUCAUUUUUGUGCAAAGGAAAAAUUUUGUUCGCCUCAUUUUUCUUUGUCCUUUCAUUGAACUACAAACAAAUGGAGCUGUAUCAUGCGAUACCAUUCUUUAUUUACAUGCUAAGUAUCUCCAUUCCUAAUCCUGGCUAUUCUUAUUAUACUAGUAUCGUAAAGUUGCUGAAGAUUGGCUCUGUUGUUGUAAUAACAUUUGCUGUGAUUUGGCUUCCAUUUUUGCAUUCCACAAAAGACUUCUUACAAGUUGUGCAUCGCUUGUUCCCACUAGCAAGAGGUGUUUUUGAAGAUAAAGUGGGAAAUGUGUGGUGUACUAUGAAUACAGUUUAUAAAUUCAAGGAAAACUUUACAAAUAAUCAAAUGGUGAGAUACUGUGCUGUUGCAACUUUAGCAGCAAUAGUUCCUUCUGCUGCUGACCUAUUUUUGAGACCAAAUAUUGAGAAAUUUGUACCUUCAUUAAUAAACUCAUCUUUGGCAUUUUUCUUGUUUAGUUUUCAAGUUCAUGAAAAAAGUAUUUUACUUGCUGCCAUACCAGUUUUAUUAUAUUUACCUGUAAAACCAAUUCCUUGCUUUUGGUUCACUGUUAUUUCUACAUUCAGUAUGUUCCCUUUGUUAAUGAAAGAUAGACUUGUAAUUGCAUUUAUUGGACUUACAAUUUUUUAUGUAGCAUCCUUUUAUUCAGUGAUAGAAUAUUCGUUAAGAGAACCAAAAGCAAAAAAGACAAAACAGACGUUUUAUAGAAGAUUUCUCAAUGUACUUUUAAGUGUAGAGUAUGGACGGGCAAAUAAUGAGGAUAUCUUCAAAUUAACCAUUAAAGAAAUUGUUAAAAAUAGACAUUAUCUGUUAAGUUUAUUUGAAUAUGUUUGUGUAUUAAGUUCACUGGUCGGAAGUGGAAUAUUGUCAGCAUGUAUGCUUAUUUUUGAACCACCUGUUAGAUAUCCUGACCUUUUCCCAGUACUGAUUUCCAUUUACUCUUGUAUACAUUUUCUUGGUUUCUUUGUUUAUUUUAAUAUUAUUCAAUUUAAAAUUCCUCAGUAUAACAGUGCUAUUAAAGUAAAAAUUUCCUGA